CCCAACCCCUCCCAUAUAUGAAGCUAUAAAGGCUUCUGCAGCUCUUCCAUGAUAAAGAAAGAGGCAACAACAUCGUGUGGCGGAAGCUUAAGCAGCCCAGGCACCCAGUCUCCCACCCCGCUGAGCUCAAGAUUCUUCCCAAGAACACAUAGGUCUUGGCCACAUUUGGGAUGCAAGCAUCUUUUUUACCAGCCACAAAGAGGCAGAUCAAGAUGCAGAAAAGAAACAUUUGCCUUAUGUACUGGUUACUGUUGCAUCUCCUACUUUUACAAUAUGGCAUAACCUCCAUUAAUGGUAGCACACCUAACCCAACUUCCAGUGAACCCACCACAGCCAACACUGGAUCCAGUGCAACCUCCAGUGGGACUAGGACAGCCUCCAACACUACAUCCAGCAUGACCUAUGGUGGUACCAGCACAGCCACCAACUCUGGAUCCCAAGUGACCUCCAGUGGAUCCAGCACAACCUCCAAUACUAAAACCAGCAUGACCUCUGGAGGGACCAGCGCAACCUCCAAUACUGGAUUCAGUGUGACCUCUGGAGGGACCAGCACACCUGCCAAUAUUGGUUCCAGUAUGACCUCCAGUGAGACCAGCAUAACCUCCAGUACUGGAUCCAGCACAACCUCCAGUGGGACCAGCACGGCCUCCAACACUGGAUCCAGUGCAACCACAGGAGGCUCUGGUACACCUUUGUCAACUGGAACACACACAACUUCCAACAGAAUUAGCACAAGUGCUGGAACUCCAGUGAGUGAAGUGAAGCCCAGUGGGUUCCUAAAGCCAUGGGAAAUCUUCUUCAUCACUCUGGUCUCGGUUGUAGUGGUUGUGGGAUUCUUUGUUGGCCUCUACUUCUGUGUGAGAAACUCCCUGUCCCUGAGAAAUUUCUUUGACGCAUCUGUUUACUGACUCCAUGGCCCCAACCUCGGCCCAGGCCCUGGAGGGAAUCAAGGAGUCCACCACCCGUCUAGGUGGAGCCCUAACAGAUCCUGGAGGAGACCAGUAUCCUCAGUAGCCAUGGAGAUGAGAGAGAGCCACAAUGGGCUCUAAGCAGCUGCUGAAGCCAGAGAGCCACAUUCCUCACAGAGGAAGCCAGCCUGGGGGACCAGAGAUCUGAGUGUCCUUUUAUUCGUCCCCAGGAGUCCCCUCCCAGCUUUGUUUGGGUCUCUGCCAGCCUUGGGGAAGACACUUCCUCCUCUCUUGCUUUUACCAGACACUGGAAAGAGGAGACUCUGAUGGUCAUUUAGCUAAGAAAUAAACACAUACAAACUAUAUCACAGAGAGAAUCUGUGUGUGCACACGAGUGGGUGUC
This is a messenger RNA of Physeter macrocephalus (sperm whale), 1311 nucleotides long. It is a transcript of the gene MUC21, whose product is annotated as mucin 21, cell surface associated. NCBI's taxonomy places the organism in Eukaryota, Metazoa, Chordata, Mammalia, Artiodactyla, Physeteridae. The coding region runs from base 171 to 908 and encodes 245 amino acids. The transcript has 4 exons. The record is from RefSeq and is a predicted model, not a curated record.